UUCAAGUCCGUCCCGGCGGCCGCGUCCUGGGCGGGCGUCGCGGAAGCAGCGGCGGGGCAGCCAUGUCGCCUUUGUCUGCGGCGCGGGCGGCGCUGCGCGUCUACGCGGUGGGCACGCUGGUGAUCCUGGCUCAGCUGCUGCGCCGCUGCCUCGGGGGCUUCGCGGAGCCAGUCUUCCCGGGCCAAGCGGACCGUGUUGCCAUAGUGACGGGAGGCACAGCUGGACUCGGCUACGCUACUGCCAAGCAGCUGGCGAAGCUCGGCAUGCGCGUGGUCAUAGCUGGCAAUGACCGAGCUAAGGCGGAAGAAACGGUGAGGAAGAUACAGGAAGAGACGUGGAAUGACAAAGUGGAGUUUCUGUACUGCAACCUGGCGUCUCUGCAGUCUGUCCGGGAGUUCGUGCACACGUUCAAGAAGAAGAAGCUGCCUCUGCACGUGCUGGUCAACAACGCCGGUGUGAUGAUGGUGCCUCAGAGGAAGACCGUGGACGGGUUUGAGGAACAUUUCGGCCUGAACUACCUGGGGCACUUUCUCCUCACCAACCUGCUGCUGGACACCCUCAAAGAGUCGGGACGUCCCGGCCGCAGCGCCAGAGUGGUGAGCCUGUCUUCGGCCACGCAUUACAUCGGCGAGCUGCGCUUGGACGACCUUCAGGGCAGCACCGACUACUCCCCCCACGGCGCCUACGCCCAGAGCAAGCUGGCCCUGGUCCUGUUCACCUACCACCUGCAGCGGCUGCUGGCCGCCCAGGGCAGCCACGUCACCGCCAACGCCGCCGACCCCGGAGUGGUCAACACGGACCUCUACAGACACACCUACUGGGGGACGCGUCUCUUCAAGAAGCUGUUCGGCCGCUGGGUUUUCAAGAGCCCGGAGGAAGGAGCCUGGACCUCCACCUACGCAGCGGUCACCCCCGAGCUGGAGGGGCUGGGGGGCCGCUACCUUUACAACGAGAGAGAGGUCAGGUCGCUGGCUGCCACGUACGACACGCACCUGCAGGAGGAGCUCUGGGCCAGGAGCUGCGCCAUGACCGGCCUCGCGGACGUGACGCCGGACAUCAUCGCUGGGCGGCUGCCCCGUGGGGACAGUGUGGCGCUCAGCCCGCCCGCCGCGGGGGUGUGACCGGCUUCGCGGCCGCGUGUCCCAGGCCUGCCACCCUCAGGGCGCGGCCCUACCGGGCUCCGCUGGCCGCCCUGCCUUUGCGGGAAGCCACGGAGCAAAAGCAACGUUGAGCGGGGCCCCGCGCCGGUGGGUCUUCUCUGUCAAUCUCGUGAUUCCAAACUGUCCAGUUGUCCUGGGUGCCAAGAACAAUUAAAUCCUCUCUC
Pteronotus mesoamericanus is the source of this 1324-nucleotide messenger RNA. RefSeq names its product dehydrogenase/reductase X-linked (gene DHRSX). NCBI's taxonomy places the organism in Eukaryota, Metazoa, Chordata, Mammalia, Chiroptera, Mormoopidae. Gene Ontology annotation, molecular function: oxidoreductase activity. Bases 63 to 1121 code for a protein of 352 amino acids. Gene Ontology annotation, cellular component: extracellular region. The transcript has 7 exons. The record is from RefSeq and is a predicted model, not a curated record. Gene Ontology annotation, biological process: positive regulation of autophagy.